Molecule: messenger RNA, 1540 nt
Organism: Paramecium pentaurelia
Lineage: Eukaryota; Ciliophora; Oligohymenophorea; Peniculida; Parameciidae
Source: the annotation of a GenBank genome assembly
AUGAAGAUAAACUCUGCCAGCCAAUAAAAAUUAGCUAAUGCCAGACCAUAAACUUCAACUUAAAAAACAGGCUAGUCACCAAUAAAGAAUAAUAAGUAUUUAAUAUUGGGAUAAUUUUAGAUAUUUGGUUGCUUCAGGAAUAUCUAAUGCACCUAAAACUGAUAGUAAAAUACCAAAAUCAAUAGCAUUAUCUCAUGAUUUCAUUUCAUUAAUUAAAUCUGGAACUAAUUCCCAUAUCAACAAUUAAUUAUAGGAUAAAAAAUAAAAUUUUCGUAGUUAGUUCAUAUUGGAUAUUAAUGAGGCGAAUUAGAAAAAAAAUAGACCUUCUUCAAGGCUAUAAAUACAACGAUUAGUCAAAAAUAAAAAAACAGAUAAUAAUCUUAAGUAUCAUGAAAAUUUGAUUCAAAAGCAAUUCCAAAAAUUGUUAGAUCUUCAAAAAUAGCAUUAAAAUAUACAUAGAUCUCCUCCUCAAAUACAUUAUAGAGCUAUGAGUAAUGGAGAUCUCAAGCCUAAAAGUGAAAUAGCAAAUAAAUUAAUCGACUAUAUAAAAAAAUAAUCUGCUAAAUAGAUUAAGGGUUAUAGAUCAAUAUCUAAUCCAGAUAUAAUAUUAACAGAUAGAAGACUAAUAUCAAAAUUUGCAGUCAAGUAAGUAUUCUAUUAAUUUUUAAUAGAACUUAAGCAGGAAUGCUUCAUACAAAAUAAGAGAAAGUUAAUCAAGAUUCUUAUGCAAUUCAUGAAAAAAUAGGAGAUAUUGAUAAUUCAUAUUUAUUAUAAGUUUCAGAUGGACAUGGUGUUAAUGGACAUGAAGUUGCAUAAUUCGUUUAAGAAAGAUUACCAAAUAUUAUUGAUUAAUUAUUGAAAUCUCAUAAGGGUAAAAAGGAUUAAGAUAUUAUGAUAUAAGUGAUAUUAAGAUAAGCAUUUGAAAGAACAACAAAAGAAUUAUAUAAAUCAGGAAUUGAUAUUACUUAUAGUGGAGCUACAACUGUUUGUUUAUUAGUUAUUAAACAUACUGGUUGGUGUGCUAAUAUAGGAGAUUCGAGAGCUAUAAUUGGAAGAUAGAAGGAUGGAUUACAUGUUAUUGAACUUUCUCAUGAUUAAAAACCUGAUUUACCCAAAGAAGAAAAAAGAAUAUUAUCAAAUGGAGGCAGAGUUUAAGCCUAUUCUGAUGAAGAAGGAAAUCCAAUUGGACCAGCUAGAGUUUGGUUAAAAAAUGAAAAUGUUCCAGGGUUGGCCAUGUCUCGAAGUUUUGGAGAUUAUGUUGCUGCUUAAGUAGGUGUUAUCUCAAUUCCAGAAAUAAUUAAACAUACAUUUUAAAAUGACAAAUUUCUUAUUAUUGCAUCUGAUGGAAUUUGGGAGUAUUUAUGAUAUUUAUAACAGAUUUCUCGAUAAUUAAUGGAUAAUAGAUACAGUUUUUGGUUAUUAUUUGAAAAAUGAUGCAGAGGGAGCUGUAGACAGAUUAGUAAAGGAAGCUACAGAAUCAUGGUAAAAAGAAGAAGAAGUUAUAGAUGAUAUUACUUGUAUUGUUGCAUUUUUAAAUUGA